Molecule: messenger RNA, 2055 nt
Organism: Trematomus bernacchii (emerald rockcod)
Lineage: Eukaryota; Metazoa; Chordata; Actinopteri; Perciformes; Nototheniidae
Product: zinc finger and SCAN domain-containing protein 12-like
Exons: 3
Coding region: 137-1531 (464 amino acids)
Biological process (GO): regulation of transcription by RNA polymerase II
Molecular function (GO): DNA-binding transcription factor activity; RNA polymerase II cis-regulatory region sequence-specific DNA binding
Source: RefSeq, a predicted model, not a curated record
CGGAAGUGGGUGCUCACAAACAGGUCAGGAGGUAUCGCCACAAGGAAUCUACAGCUGAGAAAUCGAGUGAUCCGAAAGGAGAUUUUCCUAAUAAAACAACAUCCCUGCACCGGGUUAAACUGCCUUUGAAUGCACCAUGAAGCCUCAGCUGGCAGGGGCCAAGAAGCGCCUGAAAGCAACCGGAUCCGAAGCGGCUCUAUCUCUGCAACAGGAGCUUGUGGCAGCGAUACAUGGCGCGUUUGAAGUGGCUGUGGAAAUCGCAGUUCGAGAGGUGACAAAGCUCGUAAGUGAGGCCACAGGAGAUGCCUAUGCGGAGAUACAACGAGAGAACGAGUCACUCAAACAAAGACUGCAGAGAGCUGAAGCUAAGCUGGAGGAAAGAGGUGGUAGCUCUCCUCGUACCAAGCAGCACUUGAACGCCACAAGCCGCACAGAUCAGCCACCUCACCUAAAAUGCAACCAGAAAAGCUCUAAUCCCAAUGUGGACAUCGUGUUUAGUGGCACUGGGGUCAAAGGUCAUGCUCCUGUAGUAGGUCAGACUCACAGCCGUGUACACCAGCUCCCUGACCCCCAGUCAACACACGAGGAGCAGAGAUCAGGUGACUCAAACACUCAGCAUGUCAGUGAAGCAGCCUCAGAGAGAGCAGAUGAUGGAGGAGCUGUUGCCUGCCUGCUUGCCUUUACUGAAGAAGUCAGUGAUGAGAUCUCCCGUCUGGUAAGGGUAGAAAGUAUCAACCAGCCAUGCCGAGAACAAACCGCUCAUUACUCGCCACUAUUUCCCAGUGUGGAUGAAGAGUCUAGUUUAGACAAUGUGACAAUAAAGCAGGAGAUCCUAGAAGAGGGGGAAGACGAUUCAGCCUUCUGUUUGGACUCAAUGAAAGUGGAGGAUUUCAGCCCGGACUGCAUGUCAGCGAUCCAGGCUGAAAUGCUGGUGGAGUGUAAACCAGAAGUGCUGGAGGGACAGAUCGUCGAAUCAAACGCUCCUCUGUCCUGCACCAGACUGGCUCAGGAGUUACCAAACAUCUUCCCUCUGGCAGAACCAGCUCCCAUCCCAGAAGCCCCCCCACAGGGUUAUGUCCACAGGAGGAAUAGUCGCAACCUCGGCCACUCCGUCACCAACCUCUACGCCUGCAAGUCCUGCGGCCAGUCGUUCGCCAUGCCCAGCCUGCUAAGGCGGCACCACAGCCAGUGCCAGCUGAGGCUUCAGCACUGCUAUCCGCCGGUAGAUGGAGACAAGAGGCCCAAACUGCAGCUUUUCCCCCCGGGCUGCAGCCCCUUCCGCUGCACUGAGUGCAACCGAGAGUUCAACCGCUUGGAGAACCUCAAGACUCACCUUCGCAUCCACACAGGAGAGAUGCCGUACAAAUGCUCGGUUUGCUCCAAGUGUUUCCGUCACUCCGGGGCGUUAACCAGGCACUUCCGCAUCCACACAGGAGAGAAGCCUUACAUCUGCGGACAGUGUGGAAAGUCCUUCAGGAACUGUGGGGGGCUUAAAUUCCACCAGCGAUCACAUAGCAAGCAACUACAGUAGUUUUCAUGGACAAAGCAAUUUUUAAAUGGUCAAAUCAUUUUUGUGCAAAAGUGAAAAGUGGGUAAUAUUUUAUCAGAUACUUUACAUAUUUAUGGCACACAUAUUUAGUCUUAACUGAAACCUGGGGGACAUUUUUAUCAUCAUUAGUCAAAACUUUAUCUAACAGGUCUUACCUCUGAGAUCCCAUUUUUUUUAAGAGCUCUCAACCAGAAAGUAGGAUCAGUUUAAUUGAUAAGAACUGUCAAGUGUAUCAUAUUGAAGUCAAGCCAUAGAUUAUUCUUUGACUGAAACAAAAACGAUUAGCUGUAUUUUCAGUGAUGUUCAACAAAUCAGUGUCUUCUCAUUUGUAGAAAAUAACGAGUAGAAAUACAAUGUAUUGAAAAUGUAACAGUACAAUCAGCCACAACUGCGUACGAUAGCUCAGUAGACACUUAUUUAUAUGAAGUGUUUGGAACCUUUCAGUGUAACUCUACUCCACUUGUUUCAUGAGUUAUUAAAUCAUUUUUUUUUUUUUUAAUAACAAG